This is a messenger RNA of Camelina sativa (false flax), 2367 nucleotides long. The record is from RefSeq and is a predicted model, not a curated record. Lineage: Eukaryota; Viridiplantae; Streptophyta; Magnoliopsida; Brassicales; Brassicaceae.
UCCCAAAUUAAAAUAAAUAAACCCUUGCCUCCGCCAUAUCACAAAAGCUCCGUCACAUGUCUCAGACUCGCCGCCAGUAUCAUCGCCAAGUCUUAAACUCACUCCAUCGAAUUCGAAAAUUGAGCGAACUUCCCGGCGAAAUUUUCUGAUUAGGGGUUUCGUAACCGAAUCCAUCCGCCGGAAUCUGAGAUGGCUGAGGAUAAUAAAAAGAAGAAGAAGAGUGAUGACGUUAGGGUUGAUCCUGGAGGAACCGUUGAAGAAGUAGUUUCCGAGCACAGUUCUACGAAGAAGGAGAAGAAGAACAAGAAGAAAAAUCGAGAGAUUAAGGAUGAUUCUGCUGGAGAAGAUGGGGAGCGUGAAAGUGAGAAAUUGGGUGAAGACGCUCUUGUUAAGAAGAUCAAAUCGAAAAAGCAAGUGAUUGAUUCUGAAGCUGAGGAUGGUGUGGAGAAGAAGAAGAAGAAGAAGAAGAAGAAGAAGAAGAAGAAGAAGAAGAAGAAGAAGAAGAGUAAGAAAGAAUCUGGGAGUGAUGUGUUAGGAAACAGUGAAAGCUCCAAAGUUUGUGUUAAGAGAAAGCGGGAGGAUUGUGAUUUGGGAGCUGAAGAAUACACAGACAAGGAGGUGAAGAGGAAGAGCAAGAAGAAGAAACCAAGUGUUGAUUCAGAGACGAGCUUGAACUCUACAAAUGAUGCCAAGAGAAGUUUCAUGGAGGCAAACACAAGUGUGGAUCCAGAGGAUGAUAACAAGGACUCUACGAAACUUGCAAAGAAGGAUAGGAAGAAGAAGGAGAAACAACAAAUUGUGGAUUCUGAAGUUGAAGAUAACAAGUUGAUCAACUCUACUAAUGAUGCAAGAAAGAAAAGCAAGGAGAAAGACGCAAAGAAGAUACAAAAUGUGGAUUCAGAGGCCGAGGAAAACGACUUGAACUCUGCGAAAGAUGCAAAGAAGAAAAGGAAGAAGAAGAAGAAGCAAAGUGACGUUUCAGAGGCUGAAGAAAACAACAAUGAUGGCAAAGAUGCAAAGAAGAAAAGGAAGAAGAAGCAAAGUGAAGUUUCAGAGGCUGAAGAAAACAACAAUGAUGCAAAGAAGAAAAGGAAGAAGAAGAAGCAAGAGCGUGGUCAGGGUGAUAAAGAUGUGACCACACCAUCAAGUAAAAGCACAAAAAGGGUGACAUUUUCUGACCAAGUGGAGUUUUUCCCUGCUGAGGACGAAGAAUCGGAGGAAGAUGAAGCAGAGGUUAAGCUGGUGAGAGGUAAGCGAUUUACAAAAGAAGAAGAUGAGUUAGUAAAGAAGGCUGUAUUAGAAUACGUUGAUAACCAUGCUUUAGGAGAUGAUGGGGUAAAGAUGGUUAUGGAAUGCAAGUCACACAAACAACUUAAAGGCUGUUGGAAAGAAAUUGCAUCUGCUUUACCUUGGAGGGCAUAUGAUAGUGUUUAUCAUCGUGCACAUACUAUAUUUGAAGAAGGAUCCAAGGGUGUAUGGACGCAGGAGGAUUUGGAACUCGUUAUAGAGUUUCAAAAGAAACAUGGGAAUGAUUGGAGAACACUUGCAGAUGCGUUGGGUAAAGACAGGAAGCAUGUGAAAGAUGCUUGGAGGAGAAUAAGAUUGGCAUCCAAGAAGAAAGGUCAUUGGACGAGGGAGGAGUAUCAAAAUCUCUUUGAUCUUGUGAACAAAGACAUCAGGAUGAAAGCGUUCCAAGAAAAGCACUCAAAACAUGGUAUGCUCAAAGACAACAUCCCUUGGAUGGCUAUAAGCGACGUACUUGGAACACGAGACCACGUGACUUGCUGCACUAAAUGGUAUGAUCAGUUGACAUCACCAAUGGUAGCAAAGGGAACAUGGGCUAACGUAGAUGACUAUAGACUCCUGGAAGAGCUUUUGAAAUUGGAUGCUGCUUGUAUCGACGAUGUGGAUUGGGAUUAUCUUUUGGAGAAUCGAGAUGGGGAAGCUUGUAGAAAACGGUGGAACCAGAUGGUCCUUCAUAUUGGUAUACCGAAAUCGAAAACAUUUUUAGAACAAGUUGAGAUUUUGUCUGAAAGGUAUCGUCCUGACAUAGCUGAGGACAGAGAGGAUUUUGACAACAGACCAUAUGAUCCUGAAGAUUAAGUCUGGAACCAUACAUUAGAUGUUUUCUUGGUACUUCUGUUUUGUUUGAUAAAAUGUAUUGGUACUUUCUCUGUGUUCGCGGAUAGAAACUCUGAGAAUGCAUUUGAUUUUAGCAUCUCCAAGACCGAAGAACUUAUUGAAGCAAGUCCAGGCUAAGCUAAGCUAAGCCUCAGAUACUACUUGACGAGGCAUUUUUAAGUUGGCUUGUAUUUGAUGAAUGCUAAUAGUGUUUGCUACGUUAUUAACACACUAUGCUUCGGUCUC